Molecule: messenger RNA, 1014 nt
Organism: Spodoptera exigua (beet armyworm)
Lineage: Eukaryota; Metazoa; Arthropoda; Insecta; Lepidoptera; Noctuidae
Source: the annotation of a GenBank genome assembly
UUCCGACAGUAUGCUCCCCAAAAAGACCACGCUACUCGGGCGCAUGUAUCGUACUUUACGUAAGACGGCGCAGCUCUCCAAACACCAUCCGGUGACCUACGAGUAUUUCCGAAGCUACCCAGCUGUGGUCGCCGAACGACAGAGACAACUGCUGGAGGAAGAAGGAAACGUUAUACACCCUCUUAGUUUGUUCAGCCUAGUUUGGAUGUCGGUGAUGAUGAUGGUAAAUCUAAUGCACAUUGUCGUAUCGAGUUUUCGGCUGUUUUUUAUCCUACAGCCAAUCGACGACCCGGAGAUACAUUGGUUAGAUCUGUUGAUGGUAGGCCUGCAGCUCGUCUGUCUUAUCGACAUCUUGAUCAAGCUCAAUACGGGAUAUUUAAACAAAAGUAAUUUCUACAUCGUUAUGAACAAGAAAUCCAUCUUCUACCACUACCUUCGUCGAUGGUUCAUUGUGGAUCUGGCAUCCAGCCUGCCAGCAGUCUACGUCGUCACUUACCUGAAAGCUAGCAAUCGGUUGCAGCUGAUAGCACAUAUAAUGGCUCUACUCAGAACCCCCAAAAUUUAUGAAGUGGCUAUUGAUCUGAAGAUUUUUUUGAAGUUGUUUACGGAGUCGUACAUCGUGCAUGGUCUGGUCCGUCUGUCCGUGAUGUUUGUGCUGUCCUCACAUUGGUGCAGCUGCCUCAUGUACUGCCCCGCUGUCAUCGUAUACUACUGGUCGGGUGAGAUGCCAACACAUUACAACUACUACAUGCGUACAGGCCCCGGCAAGAAAGACUUAAUGGGAUACGACCUGACCACCCGAUUCAAUAAAGCUAUUAUAAUCGCUCUAUCCGCCUUCUUUGGUACCGGAUUUACCUUGUUUCGCUCAACGGAACCAGACGAAAUCUUGAUUCAUUCAGUAAUAAUUGUCUACGCUGCCAUGUUUAUGGUGUUUACGUUAGGUAAGUACUAUGAUAAGUUUUAAAGUGUUCAAAAUAUCUAAAAUUAUUAGAGUUAUACAAUUAGGAAAAUGCA